AUGUCUCAAUCUCAAGCAAGUUUCAUAGAAGAAGCGAGGGCAUCUCUCAAGAAUCAAGUGGAUUCCAUAAAGAAUCUAGAGAAUCAAAUUGGUCAUGUUGCUAGACAAAUGGCUGAGAGGCCUCCAGCUUUAGAAAAUAUGCCUAGUUAUGCUAAGUUUAUGAAGAGCUUGCUUUCAAGGAAGCACAAGCUUAAAGAAGAAAUGGAAACAAUAGCUUUGACAGCGGAAUGCAGUGCUACCAUUCAGAAGAAAAUACCACUGAAGCUCAAAGAUCCUGCCAGUUUCAGCAUAUCAUGCACUCUCGAGAAUGUUCAUGUGGGUAAAGCAAUUUGUGAACUAGGGGCUAGCAUCAAUUUUAUGCCACUUCCCUUUGCCAAAUCUUUGGGAAUCACUGAACUAAAGUCUACACUUUUGUCGCUGCAACUUGCAGACAGAUCUAUUAAGAAACCUGAAGGAGUGGUUGAAAAUGUAUUGGUAAAAGUAAAUGAUUACAUUUUCCCUGCUGAUUUUGUGGUUUUAGAUAUGGAAGCAGAUAGUGAAGGAGAGCUUCUAUUUAGGGUCAAUGGUGAGCAGUAUACUGUCAAUGAUUUUGAAGCCAUGAAAUGCCCGGAAGAAAAAGGUGCCUGCUUUCAAAUCGACGUCAUCGGCGAAGUUGUAGCAGCAAUUGCUGAUGAGAUUAAUGCUGCACCAACAAUAGAAUAG
This is a messenger RNA of Gastrolobium bilobum, 702 nucleotides long. RefSeq lists its product as uncharacterized. Bases 1 to 702 code for a protein of 233 amino acids. The record is from RefSeq and is a predicted model, not a curated record. Lineage: Eukaryota; Viridiplantae; Streptophyta; Magnoliopsida; Fabales; Fabaceae. The transcript has 3 exons.